CUGUUUGAUCAUUGCAGCUAAAGCAGAAGUCACUACUGCGUAUUAAAAGGACCAAUAGGCCUACUGUCCAAAUAUUUCGACAGUGAGGAGUUUUUUUCCCCCUCACGUGUUCAAUGUCAGCCAAUGGCCGAGAAGAAGACGCGAGAGAAAUAAUUACCUGUCUUCACUGUAUCACUAAACACAAACAGACAUUACACUCCAUAUUAAUCCGAAUGCAUGUUUAGGAGACUGAGGGACGUCGUCAUGUCGGCAAACUAUUUUGUGGAUUCUCUGAUAAACAGGGAACCUCAAGAGGUGUUCAAAGCCAGCGCGCAUUUUACAGACAUGUGUUCAUCGCCAUUUUUAUCAGCAGACUGUUCACACCUUUCUUCGUGCAGUUUUGCAUCCAAAAAUGCUGUCUUCACGUCGUCCUGGGAUCCUAUAUAUUCUCAAAAAUCCGUGUUUUAUGCCAAACAUCGCAUUGGGGCAGACUCGAGGUUUUUACAGCCGUGGAUUGAACCUGCAGCGAGCAGUAGAAAUUGCGAGCUGAAAUCUGACGACUUCUCCGACAUGAGACAUAAAGAAAAUUCGGGUUAUUUCUAUAAACCAUCGACUCCUACAAAGAUUCAGCAGAGCAGCUCUUCUCCACUCAGCUCCGUAAAGACUAAAGAAGACAAACCCGGGUUAGAUCCCAAUAAUCCCGCGGUCAGUUGGAUAAGUGCAAAGUCAACAAGAAAGAAACGCUGUCCUUACACUAAAUAUCAGAUUUUAGAGCUGGAAAAAGAAUUUUUGUUCAACAUGUACCUGACCCGGGACCGUCGGUACGAAGUGGCACGCGACCUCAGCCUCACGGAGCGGCAGGUCAAAAUCUGGUUUCAAAAUCGACGCAUGAAAAUGAAGAAAAUGAACACGGAUAUGACUCAAAGCAACAAGUAGUGACUAAUUAGCUAACAUUUUUGGACAAAACUUUAUAUCUAGAUUGUAUAUUUUCCAGAAAAAAAUAUUAUGAUAAAUAUGAUAUUAUCCAAAAUAGUAAAUGUAACAUAAUAUUAGAUUUAAAAAGUGAAAAUAUUUUAAGGUCGAGUUAACUGAAACACGUACUAGUUUCUACAUUUGAACGCUUUAAUCCUGUUGUUGUUGAUCUUGUCUUACCAGUAUUUUUCUUCUUCUGUUUGCCUUUUUUAAUUGUACAGUUACAAUAUAUUACUGAAGGAGCAUCUGUGUUAGCUUAUAAAGUGAAGUAUUACUUAUAUCGUUAACAAUUUUGUAUGAAAUAUACCAUUCUGCUGAUGACGAAAGCAAAUGGAGUAAAAGUGUUGAACAGACUGAACCUCUGUAGCUUUUUUUUUUAAUUAUUAAAAACAGCUUGGAUUUUA
Molecule: messenger RNA, 1355 nt
Organism: Pangasianodon hypophthalmus (striped catfish)
Lineage: Eukaryota; Metazoa; Chordata; Actinopteri; Siluriformes; Pangasiidae
Product: homeobox protein Hox-C9a
Biological process (GO): anterior/posterior pattern specification; embryonic skeletal system morphogenesis; DNA-templated transcription
Cellular component (GO): nucleus
Molecular function (GO): DNA-binding transcription factor activity, RNA polymerase II-specific; RNA polymerase II cis-regulatory region sequence-specific DNA binding
Source: RefSeq, a predicted model, not a curated record